GAGACAAAAAUACAGGUUAGCGAGGACUGUUUCCGCGAGCAAAACGCCAACGUCGGCCAUGGCAUCAAAGGGAACCAUCAUCGUGACGGGGGCCAACGGCGGCCUUGGCUCCGCCAUUGUGCAAACCAUCCUCAGCAAGCCGGACCUGGCCUCCAACUACACCGGCCUCUAUGCCGUGCGCAAGGCCGCGACCGCGACAAAGCUCCAAGAGACUCUCUCCAAAGCCCCGUCAAGCCACAAGCAUGAGACGGUAGACCUUGACCUGGGAUCGCUCGCAAAUGUGAGAAAGGUGGCUGCGGAUAUCAACGCCCGAGUGGCCAAGGGCGAUUUGCCCCGGAUCCGGGCCCUGAUUCUGAAUGCUGGGUAUCAGGACCACUCCCGCUUGGUCAUGAGCGAGGAUGGCUUUGAAAUGUCAUGGCAGGUCAACUUCCUCUCCAACAUGCUCCUGACGCUGCUCCUGCUACAGAGCAUGGACGCGCAAGAGGGUCGCAUUCUCGUCAUCGGCAGCUGGGCACACAACAUUGAAGAUAAGCGCAACAACGCGACAAACGCAUACAAGGAUCCCAGAUACCCGACUCUGUAUCCGGGCGCAGAGGCGCUUGCCAAGGGCCAAUGGAGCAGGCCUGAGGAGGAUCCAAGCAGCAACUCGGGCUUCCGUCGAUAUGGAGCCAGCAAGCUCUGCGUCAUCAUGUUCUGCCAGGAACUUGCAAACCGCAUCGCCAAGGACCCUCAACUGAGCAACAUCUCCGUCAUCGGCCUCGACCCCGGCGGCAUGCCCACCGACAUUGCCCGCAGAGCCGGCUUCUUCUUGGGCUCCGUGGUGAUGAAGGUCGUGGUACCCGUCAUCGCCGCGGUCAGCGUCCGCAUCAACGGCAACGGCAUGUUUAGACCCGCGUGGAAGAGCGCGGCAGACGCCGUCAGGGCUUGCUUCGAGAUUGAAGCCCACCGAGGCGAGCUGCUGCACCUGGACGGCACGGCUGAGCUCGAGAUUGCAAAGGAGGCGAGGGACGAGACGAAAAGGAGGGAGUUGUGGGAGUAUGGGUUGGAGGCGGCGCGGAUACAAGAGGGUGAUACGGCAUUGGCGAACUGGAAAUAGGUAGUACCCUUUCGUCCAGCGGUUGUCAAGGGAAGAGGGUGAAGGCGUGAGAGGUGUU
Molecule: messenger RNA, 1154 nt
Organism: Trichoderma reesei QM6a
Lineage: Eukaryota; Fungi; Ascomycota; Sordariomycetes; Hypocreales; Hypocreaceae
Exons: 4
Coding region: 59-1096 (345 amino acids)
Source: RefSeq, a predicted model, not a curated record